Dinoponera quadriceps is the source of this 1402-nucleotide messenger RNA. RefSeq names its product V-type proton ATPase subunit D (gene Vha36-1). Lineage: Eukaryota; Metazoa; Arthropoda; Insecta; Hymenoptera; Formicidae. Gene Ontology annotation, molecular function: proton-transporting ATPase activity, rotational mechanism. The transcript has 4 exons. The coding region runs from base 74 to 811 and encodes 245 amino acids. The record is from RefSeq and is a predicted model, not a curated record. Gene Ontology annotation, cellular component: proton-transporting V-type ATPase complex.
ACGCGACUUCCGGCCGCUUCCGAGUCAGCUGAUCACUCCAUUCCUGUCUGCUCCGUACAGUGGUCGCGCGAGAAUGUCGGGCAAGGAUAAAUUGCAAAUUUUCCCCUCUCGAGGGGCGCAGAUGUUGAUGAAGUCUCGUCUACACGGCGCGCAGAAGGGCCAUGGCCUCUUGAAGAAGAAAGCUGACGCCUUGCAGAUGCGUUUCAGGAUGAUUCUGGGGAAUAUUAUUGAGACUAAAACCUUAAUGGGUGAAGUGAUGAAGGAAGCCGCCUUCUCUCUGGCCGAGGCGAAGUUCGCGACCGGAGACUUCAAUCAGGUGGUGCUGCAGAACGUGACGAAGGCGCAGAUCAAGAUACGCUCCAAGAAGGACAACGUCGCCGGCGUGAACCUCCCGGUGUUCGAGUCUUACCAGGAUGGAACGGACACAUACGAACUGGCCGGUCUGGCCAGAGGUGGUCAGCAGUUGGCGAAGCUGAAGAAAAACUACCAGCGGGCGGUGAAGUUGCUGGUGGAACUGGCGUCGCUACAGACGAGCUUCGUCACCCUCGACGAGGUGAUCAAGAUCACGAAUCGCCGCGUCAAUGCGAUCGAACACGUCAUCAUUCCGCGAAUAGAGAGAACUCUCGCGUACAUCAUCUCGGAACUCGACGAGCUCGAGCGAGAGGAGUUCUAUCGGCUGAAGAAGAUCCAGGAUAAGAAGAAGGUAGCCAAGGCGAAGGUCGAAGCGGAGAGAGCGGAAAUGAUUGCGGCCGGGCACAUGCUGGAGGCCGCGAACAUGCUCGACGAGGGUGACGAGGACUUGUUGUUUUAAAUAUUGUAAAUAAUGCGUUUUAAUUAAGAUGAGGUUAAUAGUCGAGAAAGAGAGAAAGAAGCGAGCACGUUCCCUUCCCGUUUCGAGCAUAAGCUCGGCUUUUCGUCGAAUCACGGUGCAAUAACAUUCCCGAUGAUUUGUGCGUAUAGAAAACGUAACGAUAAUAGAUGAUUUUUCCGAAUUGUUUCUUUCUUGUGCAGCAACCAACGCAACGUAAUAUCAGUACACGUACGUGUCGGAUUUGCAUAACGCGCAUACAUGGAAACAUUAAACAAUCGCAUAUAUAAAAUCCGAAGGACGUCACAUGGUUGCGUUCUUUAUAUCGUGCGGUCGGUUGAUCUCUCCAUGUGCUCUGCACGGGUUUGUCAUCGCGAGCCCGUCAGAGUGAAUCUUCGUUCUGCGUAUAGCGUAGAAUCGCCGUUAUUCCUGUUUAAUGUUCGAACGAUCGAAUUGUACAGAAUUUUUAUCACGAGACGAUUCGAAGGGAUAGUUGUAUAGUUGUAUUCAUCGCGAAUCAUUCCGCGGUUUGUAUGCGAGAGAAGUUGAAUGAGAUAUCUAUAUAUAUACAUACAUAUAUAUAUAUAUAUAUAU